Messenger RNA from Vespa crabro (European hornet), 3944 nucleotides. Its product is annotated as BTB/POZ domain-containing adapter for CUL3-mediated RhoA degradation protein 3. The transcript has 4 exons. Lineage: Eukaryota; Metazoa; Arthropoda; Insecta; Hymenoptera; Vespidae. The record is from RefSeq and is a predicted model, not a curated record. Gene Ontology annotation, biological process: protein homooligomerization. Gene Ontology annotation, molecular function: protein binding. Bases 749 to 1627 code for a protein of 292 amino acids.
UAUUGAAGUUUGACAAUCCUGGCUCGUCGUUGUCCGUGCCACUCUAGUCAUUUUCAGCAAAAUGGGGGUACGGUAGGAUGCAUUCUUUCGUGUUGAAUUGCGGGAAGAAACUGUGUCAUUUCUAAUAUCUACGUUAAUAAUAAGUAUCAUUUGCGAUUACAAUGAGGUUAUUCGAGGCCACUUAAAAAAAAGAAGGACGAUUUUAUAAUAAUUAUUAGUUCGUGUUCGUUCGUUCGUUCGUUCGUUCGUUAGCAAAAAUAAAAAAUAAAAAGUAAAAAAAAAAAAAAAAAGAAAAAAAGAAAGAAAAAAAAGAAAAAAGAGAGAGAGAGAGAGAGAAAGAAAAAAAGUAAAAGGGAGAAAAAAAAGAAGAAAAAAAAAGAAAAUAGGAAGAAGAACAAAUUCGAUCGAGUGCGUCAAGUGCCUAACUUCGUGUCGUCGUCGUCGUCGUUGUCGUCGUCGUCGUCGUACGGUGGAUUUGACACUUUGAAGAAAAAAAAAAAAAAAAAAAGAAACAAAAGGAAAAAGAUACAAGGAAGAAAGAGAGAGAAAAAAAAAAAGAAAAAUAGAAAAAGAACUCGCUGUAUCGCACCUUCUUUCCCCCUCCCCCCAUACCCGAACUCCCCUCCUCUUUCUCUCUCUCUCUUUUACAUUUCUUUAUAUUCGUCUUAUUUAACUUAUUCUCCUGGGAUAUACGUUUUUUUCACGAUCAAUUAAUUAAUCGCUUAUUGGAGUUGUGUCGAAGCUCGUUAUGUCUGGAAAUCAUAAGACGGUGAUUAAGUGUCCUUCGGAGUACGUCAAGUUGAAUAUCGGUGGUUCGUUACAUUAUACGACAUUGGGCACAUUGCAAAAACAUGACACGAUGUUACGCGCCAUGUUCAGUGGUCGUAUGGAGGUUCUUACCGACUCCGAAGGAUGGAUAUUAAUUGAUCGGUGUGGGAAACAUUUUGGUACAAUUUUGAAUUUCCUAAGAGACGGCUCAGUUCCAUUGCCAGAAAGUGCGAAAGAGAUGGCCGAACUUUUGGCAGAAGCUAAAUACUAUUGUAUCAGCGAAUUAGCCGAAUCGUGCGAGCAGGCACUUCUUAGGAAAGAACGCGAGGCAGAAUCCAUUUGUACCGUCUCAUUAAUAACGUCUCAAAGGGAAGAACAACUUCUUAUAAGUAAUACUGCUAAGCCAGUAGUAAAACUUAUUAUAAAUAGGCACAAUAACAAAUAUUCAUAUACAAGUACAUCAGACGACAAUCUAUUAAAAAAUAUAGAAUUAUUUGAUAAAAUGUCUCUUAGAUUUAAUGGUAGGGUGCUAUUUAUCAAGGAUGUAAUUGGUUCAAGUGAAAUUUGCUGUUGGACAUUUUAUGGCCAUGGUCGUAAAGUAGCCGAAGUAUGCUGCCAUUCAAUUGUAUAUACAACCGAUAAAAAACAUACAAAGGUUGAAUUUCCAGAAGCUCGCAUUUAUGAGGAAAUGUUAAAUAUUUUAUUAUACGAGCAUCGUAAUGGACCCGAUCAAGAAUUAAUGCAAGCAACGUCUUCUCGCGGUGCUGUAGGUGGUGCACCACCUUGUACGUCCGACGAAGAAGAGGGUGAGCGUUCCGGUUUGGCUCGCCUUCGCUCCAACAAACAAAAUACCAACUGACCCAACCUUACCGUCCUUAACCCGCAAUAUCCAGCAAUCUGUACAAUUUUUAAUGUUGUUCGCUCUCUUAAAACUCGAACUAAUAUAAAAUAGGAUACAUAUAUAUAUAUAUAUAUAUAUAUAUAUAUAUAUAUGUAUGUCUGUAUAUAUGUAUAUAUACAUAUACAUAUAUAUAUAUAUAUAUCAGUUAAAGACAGGAAAUGCAACACAUAUGCAUACGCUAAAAAAAUUCAAUGUUAUGUGCCCUUGCUCCUUUUUCUCUAUCUCUUUUUCUUUUUUUCCUACAUAAAAGAAGUAUACGUAAACUAUAAUGCUAAAAAGUUCUCAACAAAAUGACAGUCUAUAUCUCAUUGAAUUUUACAUUGCAAUAGUAUUUCUUUCUUUUUUCUUUUUUGUUGUUGUUGUAACGGUGUAUCUUAAUUCCUAACGUGUUUAGAAUAGCAUUCAAAUUGAUAUCAAAGCAGAAUGACAAAGUCAUAUUUAGAUAUAUUCUACCUGUUUAUCACUAAAGUAAAAAUUUAUUACAUUUUUUCAAACUUUUGUCAUAAGAAAUAUAUAUGAAAAAAAAAAAAAAAAAAAAUAUAUAUAUAUAUAUAUAUAUAUAUAUAUAUACAUACAGGAGAUUAGAUAUCUAAGUACUUUUUAUGUGCCAAACAUUAUAUUACAAAUCUAAAUUGUCAUUCUGCAAUGAAUGGAAUUACUAAAUUACAAUGCAUUUUAUAUCAUAUUAGAAUUGCACUGUUACCUCUGUUAUGAGUAUUAGAUAUACUGUUAUUAUUAUUACUUUUAUUAUUUCUAUUAUUUCUAUUAUUUCUAUUAUUAUUAUUAUUAAUAUUAUUAUUAUUAUUAUUAUUAUUAUUAUUAUUAUUAUUAUUAUUAUUAUUACUACAAUCAUCAUCGUCAUUUAUUGCUAUUACCACCAUCCCUGCAACUACUUUUCAAUUAGUAUUACUACUUUAUUAAUAUUAUCAUCAUCAUCAUUAUGAUCACUAUUGCUUUCAAUGACUUUGUCAUUUUCAUUAUCAUUACGAUUUAUUUUUUGGUAUUAUUAUUAUUAUUAUUAUUAUUAUUAUUAUUAUUAUUAUUAUUAUUAUUAUUAUUAUUAUUGUUGUUUUAUCAUCACUGUCAUCAUCAUUGAACUUAAUCAUGAACUCAUAUAUGCAAAAUGAAUUGUUAAUUCCUCAUCAUGCAUUGAGGAAUUUGUCAAAUGAAAUGCAUAUAUUUUCUAAUAUUUGUGAUAGAAACAAUUUAAUUAUGUCGUAAUUGUUGAGAAAGAAAAAAAAAAGGAAAUAAUGAAUUUUAUCUCUUUACUAAUAUGUAAUUAUAUUCUUCAUCAUUGACGAGGUGCUUCUUUAAGUUUUUGUUUUCAAGCUAUGUUAUAAUUAUUUCAGUAAGAGACUUAAAACAACUGAUUGCUAAUUUCGGGUAUUUAUUGAUUUAUUAUUUACGCACGAGUAAUUUGUAGAUUAUAUGAUUUAAUACAUUUACGUUUUAUAACUUAAAUAAUUUUGUACGUUCCUUUUUUUAUUUUGUGUUACUUUUUUUCUUUUUUUAUUUUUUUUUAUUUAACAUGAAUGAAACAUCCGGCCUAUUAGCUUUAAUGAUUUUUAACAAUUUGUUUGAAUCUAUUUUUUUUUUUUUUUUUUUUUUUUUUAUAAAAGAAAAUUUUUCAAAUGGAGUUCAAUAGAUUUUGGAUUUGCUAGUAUUUAUGGAUGUGUUUUUUUAACAGGAACAUUAUGCCUCUCUUAAACUAUGAUUGUUUAAUUAUUGUCAUUCGAUUAUUAUCCCGUAUCAUAUACUUUAUUAUUUCUGAUUCUAUAUCAUACAUUUUUAACACUUUUGAUUUAUUAUAUAUAUAUACACACACACACACACAUAUAUAUAUAUAUAUAUAUAUAUAUAUAAUUUAAUGAAUUAAAACUUUUUCUAAAUUUCAUUAGGAUGCAAAGCAUGAAGUUUUCUUUUUUUUUUUAUGUAUAUAUAUGUAUAUUUCUUUUUUUUUUUUUUGAGUGCUUAUACGUUUAAACAAAAUAUCAGGAUCGUUGAUUAUUAAAAAGAAGACUGCAAACAAUAAUUCUUAGACUGCUUGAAUAAAGCAAAGUUGUAAAUUUUAUUUGAAUUCAACAAUAAUUAACCAUUAAGUGCUUCUCUUCUUUCUAUUAGGUCGUUGCAUAAUUUCUUUGUCCUAUUGUCAUUAAUUAAACAUACAUACUUUCACUUUUAAAGUCAUAUAAAUUUUAUCCAAAAAAAAAAAAAAAAAAAAAAAAAGAAAAAAGAAAAAAGAAAAAGGAAAAACAAAAUAGAAAUUAUACAGCAA